AACUUUUGUAAUAUAGCGACAAGAAGCAUCGUCCGUGGAGUAUGCGAUGUUAUGCUCUCAAAAUGAUAUAGAAUUUACAUUAUAAAGAGUAAAGUAUCCUGACGAUAGUAAAUAAAGUUAUCUCUAAUAAACCAGUAUGUUGGAGAAAAUUUUGACAGCUACUGUGUCAGAAUACAUUCAGCUACCGGUGUGGACGGUAGCUUUAGCCACUGGCUGUUUAGUAUGGCUUCUUCACACUGGCAGGAAAGGACUUAACCCAAAGAAGGGAUACAGUCUGCCACCAGAGACUGCGGAUGAAAAAGUUGAGCCAAGUAAAUCUGAUGCAACGCAAACAAGGCAAAAGAAACUGAAGGUCUUGUUUGGAACACAGACAGGAAAAUCAAAGGCUUUUGCUGGGCUUUUAGCCAAAGAUGCUGAACGUAAAGGCUUCACAUCCGAGAUACAGGAUCUGAAAGAUUACGACCCCGAGGAUAACUUGGCAGAAGAGGCAGAGGACUGUUAUCUUGUUGUGAUUAUCUCCACUUACACUGAUGGUCAGCCACCAGAGGGCAGUGCUUGGUUCCUUAAAUGGCUGGAAGAUACUUCUUCUGAUUUCCGUGUACAGAAAACAUUACUGAAGGAACUCAGUUAUGCUGUUUUUGGAUUAGGAAACUCACUUUACAAGGAUAACUUCUGUGUGGUAGGGAAGAAAGUUGACAGCUUACUACACCAGUUGUCUGGGAACAGAAUUGUGAAUGUUGGUGUCGGAGACGAGAAUGUCGCUGAUAGUAAACAUGGAGGAAUAGAAGCCGAUUUUGAUGCGUGGCGAGCUGAAUUCUGGAGAAAGAUGAAGUCACUGAAAAACUUACCAUUUAAUAAGAAAAAUGUUCAACAGAAGCAAACUGAGAAAUGUUCAGAUGGAGACAGUAAAUGUGGUGGAAAGUGCAAGCGGAAGAACUCUGGGGAGGCCUGUAGCAGUGAAGAGGAGUUGUAUGAGACAACGUCUGAGGAAGAAGAUGAAGAUGACGAGGAGGAGGGAAAUGAAGAUGGCAGUGACAUGUCACUACAAAAGAGCAAUGGUGUUGUGGAUGUGGAGGACUUGGGAAAAGUCAUGAAAAAUAUGAAAAAAGCAAAGGUGCGAAGGAAAAGAGAAGACCUUGCCAAAGGAAGUGGUGAACCUAAAGAGAUGGUCACUCCAGCGCUCAGAAAAGCAUUGGAAAAACAAGGGUACCGAUUGAUUGGCAGUCAUUCGGGUGUGAAACUGUGUCGCUGGACCAAGUCAAUGUUACGGGGAAGAGGGGGAUGUUACAAACACACCUUCUACGGUAUUGAGAGUCAUCGAUGCAUGGAAACCACACCCAGUCUGGCCUGUGCAAAUAAAUGUGUCUUCUGUUGGAGGCAUCACACAAACCCUGUGGGAACAGAGUGGAGAUGGAAGAUGGACAGUGCUGAAACUGUGAUAGAGGGAGCAAUCCAAAACCACAGAAAUCUCAUUAAACAGUUCAAAGGUGUGCCGGGUGUCCUACCGGAGAGGUUACAGGAAGGCCACGACAUCAAACACUGUGCUCUUUCCCUUGUCGGGGAGCCCAUUAUGUAUCCAGAAAUCAAUAAAUUUGUGGACAUGUUACACGAAAAAGGCAUCUCUUCCUUCCUUGUCACUAAUGCACAGUUCCCUGAUGCCAUCAAGAACAUGUCUCCAGUCACCCAGCUGUAUGUUAGUGUCGACGCCAGCACCAAAGAAAGUCUCAAGAAGAUUGAUAGGCCGCUAUUUAGGGACUUCUGGGAUAGGUUUCUGGAAAGCUUGGUUGCCCUUGGUGAGAAACGACAAAGAACUGUCUACAGACUAACACUUGUUAAGGCAUGGAAUACAGAGGAAAUUGAAAACUAUGCCAAGCUUGUUUCCAAGGGCAAACCUGAUUUCAUAGAGGUCAAGGGUGUGACUUACUGCGGAGAGUCGAAGGCCUCCACACUGACAAUGGAGAAUGUACCCUGGCAUGAGGAGGUUAUCAGGUUUGUCAAGCUUCUUGAAGAAGAACUUGACGAUUACGAGAUUGCUUCAGAACAUGAACAUUCGAAUUGUCUGCUUAUGGCUCAUAAAAAGUUUAAAGUGAAAGGAGAAUGGUGGACAUGGAUAGAUUAUGAGAAGUUCCACAAACUUGUACAGGCCUUUAUGUCAAGUGAUGGACAAGAGACUUUUAGUGCUGAGGACUACAUGGCUAAGACCCCAGCAUGGGCGGUAUUUGGGGCCAAGGAACAGGGAUUCGAUCCUACAGAAACUAGAUUUCAUAGGAAGAAGAAAAAAGAUAUUGGAGGAUGUUGAACAUUUUUCAACUGUGAAAAUAGAAAUUAUUUCUGUAAUUCCACAUUGAUGGUACAUUUCAGUAUCUUUCUGGAUGUCGAAAGUUUUAUACCACUUCACCGCUGUGAUUUGUGAACAUAAUAUUUGUUUCACUCGACGUGAUUCGCUAAUGUUACAUUAUUGAAAGAACAAUGACUGUGGUAUGGUAACAAUGCAGGUUUUGAUUCAGCAGCUGACUGUUUUAUACAUAAACUGUAUGAAAUGAAUAUAUCAUGCUAUAUUUAUGAUGUGUUUUUUACAUUGUCAAUACUGAUCAACAUUUUUUUGUUGUUACCCAGUCAGGGAAACUUGUACAUGAGGUACUAUUCAUGUUUCAUGUGUUAGUCCUAUGAAAUAAAGACUUUGAGCUUUCUAGUAGAAAGAAAGAUAUUUUCUAAAGGAAAAAUAUCAUCAUUCAUGUUCUCUUCUAUAAGAUUUUUGAUGGAGAAACUUCAGUGAGAGAAAAUUUGUAUGUUUCAAGUUAAUAACAUGAAGCUCUCACUGCAGUAAAGAUCUGUUUCAGAAAUAAAAAA
This is a messenger RNA of Ylistrum balloti, 2850 nucleotides long. Its product is annotated as S-adenosyl-L-methionine-dependent tRNA 4-demethylwyosine synthase TYW1-like. The transcript is spliced from 15 exons. Gene Ontology annotation, molecular function: 4 iron, 4 sulfur cluster binding; FMN binding; catalytic activity. Lineage: Eukaryota; Metazoa; Mollusca; Bivalvia; Pectinida; Pectinidae. Bases 137 to 2299 code for a protein of 720 amino acids. Gene Ontology annotation, biological process: wybutosine biosynthetic process. The record is from RefSeq and is a predicted model, not a curated record.